Kluyveromyces marxianus DMKU3-1042 is the source of this 2130-nucleotide messenger RNA. RefSeq names its product mRNA-binding ribosome synthesis protein NOC2 (gene NOC2). The record is from RefSeq and is a predicted model, not a curated record. The transcript has a single exon. Lineage: Eukaryota; Fungi; Ascomycota; Saccharomycetes; Saccharomycetales; Saccharomycetaceae. Gene Ontology annotation, cellular component: nucleoplasm; Noc1p-Noc2p complex; nucleolus. The coding region runs from base 1 to 2130 and encodes 709 amino acids. Gene Ontology annotation, biological process: ribosomal large subunit biogenesis.
AUGGGUAAAGUUUCUAAAGCUACUAAGAAGUUUCAAUCGAAACAUUUGAAACAUACGUUAGAUCAUAGAAAGAAAUUGAAGGACCAUGCUAAGAGAACAGCGGGUCGUAGAGGUAACAAAACCGAGGAAGAAAAACAGGCUGCUGCUUUAACUAAAGAGGAUCAAAAAUUAAAGCAGUCUGCUAAGGAAGAAGUUUUCAAAGAUAUGAAAGUUGAAGAGUUCUUCGAUAAUACAAUUGACAUUCCAAAAAUGUCCAAGAAUUUGACAAAAGACACUCAAAAUAAAAAUGCAGAGAACAACAGUGAGUCUGAUCAACAAUCUUCAGCUGAAGACGAAGAGGAUGUUAACAUGGAUAUGCAUGAUUUGGCAGAGAAGGAUCCGGAUUUCUAUAAGUAUUUGGCAGAAAAUGAACCAGACUUAUUAUCUUUCAAAGCAUCAAAUCCUUUAGAUGAUAUUUCGGAUGAAGGAGAAGAAGAAGGUGAUGAAGAUGUUGCAGAAAAACCAGUUAAGUCAUCUAGUGAUGCAAAGGUUGAGGUUGACAUGAAACUUGUCACUAAAUGGAAGAAAGAUUUAAAAAAGAGUCCAUCCUUCAAAACAAUCAGAAGUGUUGUGGCAGCCUUCAAAGCAGCUGUUAACAUGAACAAAGAAGAGAAUGUUGAAGACUACAAGUUUUCUGUUUUGGAUGAAAAAGCAUUCCAUGAGUUAAUGUUUAUUGCACUUGUCGAUAUGCCUAAAGCAGUUCAGAAGCUUACCCCAUAUAAAGUUGGAAAGAAUGAAACAAGAAAUUUGCCAUCAAGCAAAAAUGUCUCCAAGCUUUCGUCAGUUUUAAAAGCACAUUUGCCAUCUUUAAUUUUGCUAUUAAGCGACAUAAACAAUACAGAUGUAGCAUCAAUGAUACUACAUUCUACUUUUGAAUUACUACCAUAUUUCAUAUCCUUUAGAAGGUUAUUGAAGGAAUUGAUAACUCAAAUUGUUGAAGUGUGGUCUACCACUAGAGAUGUCGAAACUCAGAUUGCAGCAUUUGCAUUUUUGAAUAAUGCUUCUCGUGAAUACAAAAAGGCUCUUUUAGAAAUUGUCUUGAAGGCUACAUACUCAACUUUCAUUAAAUCAUGCCGUAAAACCAAUAUUAGAAAUAUGCCAUUGAUCAAUUUCCAAAAGAACUCUGCUGCAGAGCUUUUCGGUAUUGAUGAGGUUAUCAGCUACCAAUCAGGGUUCGAAUACAUUAGACAACUUGCCAUUCAUUUAAGAAAUAGCAUCAAUGCUACCACCAAGAGAACCUCGAAGGUAGACCCAACAACCGCAUACAAAAUUAUUUACAAUUGGCAGUUCUGUCACUCUUUGGAUUUCUGGUCAAGAGUAAUUGCUAUUCAAUGUAAUCCAGAAAAAGAAAAUGGCCAUGAGUCUCCUUUAAGGCAAUUGAUUUAUCCAUUAGUCCAAGUUACUAUUGGUGUUAUUAGAUUAAUUCCAACUGCUCAAUUCUUCCCUCUAAGGUUCUACUUAAUCAGAUCUUUGAUCAGAAUAUCACAAAAUACCGGUGUGUUCAUUCCAAUUUACCCAUUAUUAUCCGAAAUCUUAUCAUCCACUGCAUUCACCAAGAAGCCUAAGAAAUCUACUUUGCCAGCUUUCGAUUUUGAUCACAAUAUCAAGUGUACACAAGCAUACUUAGGAACAAGAAUAUACCAAGAAGGUCUUGCUGAGCAAUUCGUUGAUUUAUUGGGUGAAUAUUUUGUUCUAUAUUGUAAAAGUGUCUCCUUCCCAGAAUUGACAACCCUCGCUGUCAUCUCUCUACGUCGUUACAUUAAGCACUCAGAAAACGCCAAGUUUAACAAAAUGCUCCAAAAUGUUGUAGACAAGAUCAAUCAAAACACCCAGUUCAUUCUAAAAAAGAGAGGUGAUGUCGACUUUGGUCCAAAUAAUAGAUCUGAAGUGGAGAGAUUCUUAAAUGAUAUUACAUGGAAAGAAACACCUCUAGGGUCAUGGGUUGCAGUUCAACGCGAAGUCAAGGAAGAAAAGGCUAGACUACUAAGAGAAUCAUUGGAAUCUGACGAUGAACAAGGGGAUGAAGAAGAAUUGUCCGAUGGUGCACAAGAUAUAGAAAUGGAUGAUGAUAACUCUGAAACUGAAAAAUGA